Molecule: messenger RNA, 1514 nt
Organism: Sitodiplosis mosellana (orange wheat blossom midge)
Lineage: Eukaryota; Metazoa; Arthropoda; Insecta; Diptera; Cecidomyiidae
Gene: Cdk5
Product: cyclin-dependent kinase 5 homolog
Exons: 4
Coding region: 325-1194 (289 amino acids)
Biological process (GO): axonogenesis; neuron apoptotic process; protein phosphorylation
Cellular component (GO): nucleus; cytoplasm
Molecular function (GO): ATP binding; cyclin-dependent protein serine/threonine kinase activity
Source: RefSeq, a predicted model, not a curated record
UCACCGUGGCUGUCAAACGUAAGAGAUUCAUUGUGAAGUGAGAAGAAGGCGAAAGAGAGUGAGUAAGAGAGGAAAAAAGCUAGAAAAUGUACACGAUAGACUAAAAAACAUUCAUUUUUUUUUUAAUAUCGGUUAAAUUUAAUUUGAUUUCAUCCCGUACCGAUUGAUUCCGAUAUUUAAGCAACGAUUCACACCGUUCAUACAGAAACAGUAAAUCACACAGUGGCCAAUUAUUUGUAUAGAAAUUUGUUCGCGUUCUAUCGCACGGAUAAACAAAACAAAACACACACAACAUUACAUUAACUUUAGUUAUUAGUGUAGAAAAUGCAAAAAUACGAAAAAUUGGAAAAAAUUGGUGAAGGUACUUAUGGCACCGUUUUCAAAGGAAAGAAUCGAGAUACACUGGAAAUUGUGGCAUUAAAGCGCGUUCGCCUCGACGAAGAUGAAGAAGGUGUGCCAUCGUCAGCACUCAGGGAAAUCUGCUUGCUAAAGGAGCUAAAGCACAAGAAUAUCGUGCGACUCUAUGAUGUUUUGCAUUCAGACAAAAAGUUGACGCUGGUAUUUGAGCAUUGUGACCAAGAUUUGAAAAAAUAUUUCGACAGUUUAAAUGGUGAAAUCGAUUUGGAUGUGGUAAAAAGUUUUAUGUAUCAAUUGUUACGUGGACUGGCCUUUUGUCACAGCCACAAUGUGCUGCACCGUGAUCUCAAGCCACAAAAUCUAUUGAUCAACAAAAAUGGUGAAUUGAAAUUGGCCGAUUUUGGUUUAGCCCGUGCAUUUGGUAUACCCGUAAAAUGUUACUCCGCCGAAGUUGUGACUUUGUGGUAUCGACCGCCGGACGUUCUGUUUGGUGCCAAACUAUACACAACGAGCAUUGAUAUGUGGUCAGCCGGUUGCAUAUUCGCCGAGCUGGCAAACGCUGGCCGACCUCUAUUUCCCGGCAGCGAUGUCGAUGAUCAACUGAAACGUAUAUUCAAAUUACUCGGUACACCAACGGAAGACACUUGGCCUGGUGUCAGUCAAUUAGCCGAUUUUAAACCGUUCCCAUUGUACCAUCCGACGACUUCAUGGAGUCAAGUUGUUCCACGACUGAAUUCCAAAGGUCGUGAUCUACUACAAAAAUUACUAGUUUGUGUACCAAAAAUGCGAAUUAAUGCUGAACAGGCGAUGGCACAUCCAUAUUUUACCGAAAACUAAAACCAAUCUCUUGUCAUCCGACUGAUUUCUAAACAAUGACAUCUUUUGAACGUUUGAAUUUUACCCCAACCAAUUUCCUUGAGAGAAAAAAAAAACAGACUUAAGACGAAAAACGAACGAUGUUCAGUAAUUUUUAUGCAAACUAUACGUAAGACCAACUUGUAAUAAUGGCCAUUCCGAUCCCAAAUGGAAAGAAAAACACGAAACAAAAAUAUAUUACACAUAAUUUAUGUGACAAACUGAAUUCAUUAUUAUAUUUGUGAACCAACUCUCUUGACGAUAUGAAAUGAAUGCAAAACUCUUUUCAAUUUUACAACGUA